ACCAACCUUUCUUACUGAGAAAAAUACUCGAAGACUCUUUGCGACUUUGCAUUUCAACAGAUUUUUGGCGACAGUUAAGCGUACAAUUCCCACAAGGAGUAAACGGAUUGCAUUGUGUGUGUUUUUCCCGUUUGUCCGCCGCCGGUGUGGUUAGUUUCAACAAGCGGGCCAACACCGGAGAUCGAUGAUAAAAACAAACUGAUCAGAGGGGGUGUCAGCGAUGGGUCGGAAAUUAGAUCUGUCGGCACUAACGGACAACGAGGCGGAGCAUGUGCUGCAGGUGGUGCAGAGGGACAUGAGGCUCCGCAAGAAGGAGGAUGAGCGCCUCAGUGAACUGAAGCAGGAGCUGGACGAGGAGGGCAGUCGCUGCCUCCUGCUGUCACGACAGAGUUUCUUCAACCAGCGCUGCUGUAUCCGCUGCUGCUCGACCUUCACCUUCCUCCUCAACCCCAAGCGCCAGUGCCGCGACUGCCACUACAACGUCUGCAAGGCCUGCCGGGUCUACAACAAGCGGGACAAAGCCUGGCUCUGCUCCGCCUGCCAGAAGAGCAGAUUGUGGAAGACACAGUCACUGGAGUGGUUCUACACUAAUGUGAAGAGGCGCUUCAAGAGGUUUGGCAGCGCCAAAGUGCUGAAGACUCUUUAUAGGAAGCACCUGGCGGAGCACAGUGCACUUUCAGAGCUUACUGAGGGCAGCGUCUACCAGGGGAGUAUCUGCGAUGAGGGUAGCAUCUGCUGGAGCGACUCAACCUUUUACAGACAAACUGAAGAGCACAGCAUGGCAGAGACCCUCACUGUGGCCUUAAGGGUGGCAGAGGAGGCCAUAGACGAGGCCAUUUCCAAGGCUGAGUUCGACACUGCCAGUCAGGAAAAGCAGAAUGAGGCACACUAUCUGCGGGAGCACAGAGGAGAGCUCAUUGAGGAACUUGCCAAAACUAUUGUGCAAAAAAUUAUCAAUAGGAGGAAGACUUUGGCUGAAAUGAGGGCAAAAUAUGACCAGGACUGGCCACUUGAAGACAACACUGACCUUCAUCAUCAGUCCGCCAGCGGCCUCAAACACCAACCAGGCCUCUGGAGGUCAAACUCUGCCUUCUCUCUGAUGGACAAUGACCCUCCAGGUCUGAUACAAGACUCUCUACAGGCAUUAAAGAAGGAAGGCGGUGGGUUAGCUAUGUCAAACUGGAAGAGUGUAGACAGGCUGGACAAUGCUGGCGUGUCUUCAGUGCUAAAGAGCCCAGAUGGGAACUGGAUUGCCCUGCAGAGCGCCCAGCUGUCGCGUCCCAGCCUGCUGACGAAAAGGAAGAGCCUGGUCUACAGUGCCUUGGAGAGGGAGUCUGGUGUGGUGUCCGCCUACGAAGGCAUGGGCUCUGACAAUGAUAGCAAACCCGAGCCCGACAGCUCCUGGGGUGCUGCCCUCCAGGAGUUCCACAGAAAGAUGACAGACUCUAACUUUAACCCGCAGGACACCUGCGACAGGAUCCCGUCCCCGCUGAUGGGAGACCUAGACAGCAGAGACGAUCUGUUUUCAGAUGCUGAGGGGAACUGGAAGCCUAAUACACCUCUGCUGGCUCUUUUUAAGAGGAAGAUGCCGCGGAGAUCAGGCAAACCUUCAUCAUCCCACAGGGCCAACAUCAUGGAUGUGACCUUUAAUGUGGAAGGAGCAGAAGAUGAAGUGGAGAGCGAGGUGACUGCCGAGCCAGAAGCUGGAAAAGUCAGGAGACUAAGGAAAAAAAGGACGAGUAAAAAAGAGUCGUCUUCUUCUGUGGUGGAUUACAGCAAAACAGACAACAAUUCCCAUCAUUCUCCUGAUGCUGUGACCCCCCUAGACACUAUGACCUCUGGAGCCACAACCCCUGAACAUUUUGACCUUGGGAGUGACAUCACAGGACACGGAGCCAAUCAGAUGGACCGGGAGCUCACGUUAAAACGACAACAGGUGGCAGGUCGAGUUUCUGACUCCUCCUCUGGAGAGGAAGAAGACGAUGGAAAGAGAGAUUCUGGUAGACAAGGAAGCAAGGACAGAGAUGAGGAAUACGAGAAGCUGUGGAAGAUGGAGAUUGACCUGGAUGAAGGAAGAACAGAUGAGGAGAAAGAGGAGGAGAAAGAAGAAGAUGAUGAUGAAGAGAUGAAAUACCGAUUAUACAAGCUGGUCGCACAGUCCAGACUCACGUACUUCUCGUCUACUGAUGAUGAGUUAGACAAAGUCGGACAGAGUGAAGGAGAAUGGGAGGGAGACAAGGAUGAAAAUAAGGGGGAGGUAAAUAAAGAACAGGAGGAGGAAAAGACAGACGGACUUACUUAUAAACUCUGUCAGCUGGAAAGGGAAGUCGGGGCUAGUCAGUUCUCCUCCACAGAGGAUGAGCUGGACAGGCUAGGCAUCAUGAAUGAAGAGAAGAAGACAGGAGAAGAAGAAGGGGAGGAUGAGGAGCUGGCGUUGAAAGUAUGCCGAUUAGCUAACAAAGUCAACGGCAUCCAGUUUUCAUCCACAGAGGAUGAGUUAGACAGAGCAGGCAGAGGUGAAGAAGGAGAGGAAGCGAUAGCAGAAGAGACGCUGUGGAAACUGGAGGCAGAAAAAGCCGUCCAGGCUGCUAUGUGGCUCGAUUUGCCCAGUCUAGUCGGUGCUUCUCAGUUUUCUUCCACUGAGGAUGAGCUGGAGAGAGUUGGAGAGAAUGAGGGAGAGAUGGAGCAGGAAGUAAAUGAAAAGAUGUUUGAUUUAACUGAUGAAACUGAGGAAAGAAAGAAAGAGAGCACUGAUGUAACAACAGUGAAUGUUUUGGAUGGUCAAUCAAAAGUGGAAGAUGUCCAACAAAAUCUAACAGAAGUAGAGGAAAAGAGAGAUUGCAUGCGGGAGAGAGUUACAGAGGCGAUUGAGGAUGAAAGGACGGUAAAGGAGCAUAUGUGUGAAGAAAAAGUAGAUGUUUGGAAAGAGGAUAAGGCUAAACAAGUAAGCGAGAAAGAGGAAAGACAAGAGAUGGAAGCAGAGAGAACUGGGGAUAUAAUAGCCUUACAUGAGACAAAAGUCCAACAAGAGAAUCAGCCAGAGGCAAAGCGGCCAGACAAAAAGGAGGGAGAGAGCCAGGAAGAGGAAAGAAUAAGAGAAAGUGAAGGGAGUCAGGGGGAGAUGGCAACAGACAGCGGCGAGGAAGACGCAGAAUUUGAGAGAAUAAUCAGCAGCAUGUUGAUGAUGACUCUGGACGACAUGCAGGUAGAGACAUUAAAGGAUGAAGCUGCAGAAAAUGAGAGAAUAUAUAGGGAGACAGAUGAGAAUGUAAAAACAAGGGAAGAAAGUGGAUUUGAGGACACCGUUGUGGAUGCACAAAGAACAAAUUCAUCGGAAGAGACAGGAAGUGCAAAAGAGUUUCAAAGUCGAGGCGACAAUGUGAUGUCAGCUGUGAAAGAAAGACCAGGAGAAAAUGCCACUGAGCACAAUGGAGGAAAUAUUUCCAGAGAAAAGGAAACUGGAGAUGCUACAGGCGGAAAUGAAAAUGAGCAGCAGGCAAAAGAUAAAGAUCCACAAGAAAAAAGAAAUCUCGUGGAGACACUGGAGGCCAAAUAUACAUGUGAAAUAGUAGAAGUAGAUGAUGACAAACAAGAAGACAGAAGGGAAAAAGACGCAACUGAGUGGCAGAUGAUGGAGACACAGGGAGAUGUUGCAGAGGGAGGCUGUGAAAGUAAAGAAACACAUGAAAGAUGUGAGGAAACCAAAGAAGAAAAUGCAGACGACACGGAGCAGAGCAUCGCUUCUUCUCUUCAGGAGAGUUUACUGUCACCAGAGGAGAUUCAAAUUAGGUACUCGGCAGAGUCUCUGCGCAGUAUCACGACUGAGGUCCUGAAGGUGCUGAACGCCACUGAAGAGCUGCUGCAGGUAGAGGAGGGAGAAGAACCCCGACCCUCCACCACAUCACUGCCCCCCAACACUGACCCCAAGAAACUGGAUCAGCAGUUCUCUAGACUGGAGGAGAAUGUGUAUGUGGCAGCUGGUGUGGUGUACAGUCUGGAGGCGGAGCUGAGUGACCUAGAGGAGUGUGCCAGGGGCAUCUGCAGCGCCACGUCCGAUAUGGAGCUGUCCUUCCUGGAGGAGCAGGUAGCAUCAGCAGCUGCCAAAGUUCAACAGUCUGACCUACAGACUUGUGAUAUCUCGGCCAGAAUUGCUGCUUUGAAGAGUGCAGGCCUCAAUGUGGACACACAGUCACGCUCAACGAAGACCAGGACCAUUCCAGUUAUGCCCGUCACCCUGGACUCAUCUAGACAGGUGAGGAGGCGAUUACCUGCACCACCGGUGAAAGAAGACAAGGAAACUUAAAUCAUCGACCCAGGACCUUUGCAGUACCUCCAACACAGCAGUGCCUUGACCCCUGCAGCCUACAGGCCAGUCUUAAAUGAUCCAUUCAGAUACCAUUUGCCUUAAGUUAAUUUUAAACUUAACAUGCCUCAAAUAACACUCAACACUAUUAAAACUGUAUGUUCA
Molecule: messenger RNA, 4468 nt
Organism: Micropterus dolomieu (smallmouth bass)
Lineage: Eukaryota; Metazoa; Chordata; Actinopteri; Centrarchiformes; Centrarchidae
Gene: myripa
Product: myosin VIIA and Rab interacting protein a
Exons: 16
Coding region: 221-4303 (1360 amino acids)
Biological process (GO): intracellular protein transport
Cellular component (GO): cortical actin cytoskeleton
Molecular function (GO): actin binding; small GTPase binding; myosin binding
Source: RefSeq, a predicted model, not a curated record